Molecule: messenger RNA, 862 nt
Organism: Paramecium tetraurelia
Lineage: Eukaryota; Ciliophora; Oligohymenophorea; Peniculida; Parameciidae
Exons: 4
Source: RefSeq, a predicted model, not a curated record
AUUAAUCGUACUGUUGAAAUCGCAGAUGAAAUAAGACUUACCAAUCGAAUCAGUGCUUGAUACUAUGGAUUAUGGCGACAAAAUCAAGUGCAUCUCGGGAUUGGUUGCCACCUUAGAUCAAAUGAAAUCCAAUUAGGUGCACAAGACUUAUUUGAUUAAGAAGAUCACAGAGCUUCGUCUUGUUUCUAAGAUCAUCAAUGAUUUGCUCUGUCAAGAAGAACUCAUUCAUAGUCCAAAGAGACAACAGAGCAAGAUCAAGAAGAGUCGAAUCAUCUUUGACCAGCAAGUUGAUCUCAUGCUCUUGAAGGGCUCCAUUGCCAAAUUGGAACAAUCCAUCAAAGACGGUUUUAAGUUACAUCAGGAAAUCCAUCCCAAAUUUCAAUAGAUAUAGUCUCAAAACCUGGAGAAUAAGGAUGAUGAUCAAUUUGAGCAUUUGGAUAUUAUGAGAGUGGUGCAAAUCUACCAAAGUGAGAUGGAAUAUGUCAAUGAGUAUUUCAAUAGGAUAGAAAACAAUCCCAAUAAUGCAAAUAGUCACUCCUUGGAUAUCCUUAAUCAAUCAUAUUAGGAAAUGCUACUUGAUGACAAUAUCAUCAUCAUCACACAAUAUUUCAAAAAUUUGAAUCAGCUGAUCGAGAAUCUUGAAAAUUUGAAAUAAAAACUCAUUUAAUAUGAGGAAUUCGAGUCACAAUCCACUAAUUUUGAAAACUCAAGGAAUUCAUCAACCAAUGAAAAACAUUUUGGUAGAAACAAAUCACAGACCUAUGAAUUAUGCGAACAACAGAGGAUCAAUGUUUUGAAAGAAAUAACAAAUGAAAUCAAAGAGAAAUCUUCUGAAACAUGUAUAAAUUGUAGUAUAUUUUGA